Messenger RNA from Microbotryum saponariae, 2287 nucleotides. Lineage: Eukaryota; Fungi; Basidiomycota; Microbotryomycetes; Microbotryales; Microbotryaceae. The record is from the annotation of a GenBank genome assembly.
AUGUCAUCGUCCAAGGAGACCAAGGAGCCGUCGAUCCUCACCUCGAUCGCGCGCCACAUCCCCGGCCUGUCCAUCUCGUCCUCGUCCGGCACCGGCACCGGCACCGGCACCAGCUCCGGCACCUCCACCUCCACCUCGAGCGCCAGCAAGAAGAACCGCGGUCGUAAACCCAAGUCGCAGCCCAUGACCACCUCCGUCUCGGCUGCCGCUUCAGCCGCGGACAAGCCUGAUGAUCCCAACGCCCAGCUCGAGCCAGCCGCCGCUCCCUCCGCAUUUCAGGUGCCCGUCAGCGUACCCGAGGUCGAGGCGUUGGGAGAGGUCGAGGAGAAGAAGACGAGUGGUCAGUUGCCGUGUCGCCUAUGCACUCCCGGCGAUGAGCGAUGAGAGUGUAGGCCUGCGCCGCGCACUCCGUACCUCGACUCGGCUCAACACGGCUCGCCUCGGGUCUCCUCUGUCCUGCCUCCUAUUCUGCACAUAUCGGCUAAUACCGGCAUGCGUUCUCCGCUCUCACAGCCGUCGAGGCGUGCCAAAAGCGCAUCCGCGCCGCCAACAAGAAGAUUGUACGUGGCCCUGUGGCGCGCACCCCACGCGGGGAAAGGCGCAAUCGCUUCCCCUGCGCGCACCUCCACUCGAACCAUAGCUCACCCUGUCCACCUCUUUCAACAGCAACGCAUUGUAACCUACGAGGAAAAGACCGAAGCACUCAACGCCGACCAACAACGCGCCGUCGCUUCAAAGCCCGCCCUCGUCGCCGUCGUCAAGGAGCUCGAAGAGCUGCUCGUGAUCCUCAAGGUCAGUCGCGCCUCUAUGAGCAAUCUCUUCGUCUUACUCACCAUCCCAAGCGUGAUCCGCAUUACAGGCCGAAGAAGCCGAGGAUGAAGCCCGUGAUCAACGCAAUGCUGCGCUGGAGGAGAAGAGGCAGGCUCGAGCAGUUGAAGCCGCCGUCGCCUCGGCCCACUCCACUCCCGACUCCAAGGUCCUCAUCCUCUUGCAAUUCCUCCACCUCCACGGCCUCUACACCCAACAAAGCACCGGCUUCGCACCGCCCGUCCUCCCUCCCGUCGUCGCCAAUGCUACGGGGCAAGAGGUCGCCGCGGUCAGGAUGCUCAAGGAAAGAUUUACUAGCGGCCCUCUGCUCGGUGGCCACGGCGAUGCCGUCGAGGCGCUUAACAAGAUCGCAGGCGAGUCGUCCGAGGAAGCUCUUCCUGGUGUUCCUUGUGAGUGUCAACACUUGAGCCUAGACUGGCCACGUUCUUGAUCGAUCCAUGUCUUCAUCUAUUUGCGUGCUCCAGACUCGCGCAUCAAGGAGCUCAUCGCCGGACUCACCUCCACACCCGCCGACCAGCCCUUGGCCGCUUCCAACCAUCACGACAACAUUCUUCCCGAAUCGAACGCUCCUACCGGCCCCUCGGAUUCUGUCACCGCUCUCGUCGACGGAGCCACCGACGCCCCCGCCCACGACGCCCCUUCGUUCCUCAACGCGUCCGAGCUCGAACAGGUCCCUUCGUCCGAAGCCAAAGUCGCGUCCUGGGCCGACGAGGUCGAAGCCAACCCCGCCGUCGAUCCCGUCGCUCACGAACCCGCUUCGACUCCUACUCCCGCUCCUGCACCUGUCGAAGAACCCGCUGCGGUGGCUCCCGCUGUCCUUGCUGCUGAUGCAUGGGGAUCCACGACAGGCGGGACCGUCGAUUGGGCGACCGAGGAUUCGGGCGCUUUACCUUCGUUGCCUGAACUUCAACCUACGGCUGGGGUUGCACCCAUUGCUGGUGCAGGACACGGAGCGACUUUGAGCGUCGAUGCGGAUGGUUUCCAAGCCGCUCGUCGAGGUGGACCCGCGCAAGGCCAAGGACAAGGACAAGGCCGUGGUCCUCGUGGUCCCCCCGGUGGAGGACGCAACGGGAUGCGUGGUAAUGGUGAGGAAGGUGGUCGUGGUGGUGGACGAGGUGGAGGGCAGUUCAGGGGUCGCAGUGAUGGGAAUUGGGAACGACGUGGUCCCCCUCCUUCUUCUCAAGGCCAGGGACAGGGCCAGAACGGACCGAGAGAUGAUGGGUUCAUCCAGGUCACUCACCACAACGGAGGAGAUGGCGGUCAUCGUGGUCGUGGAAGGCCUCAUCGUGGUGGAGAGGGAGGAGGCAGAGGUGGAGGACGUGGACCGAGAGAAGGUGGGUUCAGGGGUGGUCAGGGUCAGGGUCAGGGUCAGAACAAGGUCGAACGACCCGUCGGUGGGGAUGCACCUGCUGCCAACGCGUCGGCCGCCGCACCUGCUGCCCCGACGAACAGGUGGUAG